AUGAUCAUGGUCUCGUUGGAGAACGGAAUUGCAACGACCGGAGGCUUCGCCUGUGGCCGGGCCUUUGUUAUGGGUCAUCAACGACUCUCCGGUAAGGACCUGUUUUACUGUAAAUUUCAAAAAAAAUACAAAAAAGAACUUAUUGCUCUGAAUUUGAAAAACACAUACGUAAUACUUGUCUACUAAUUAAUAUAAAUAAAUGAUUCAGGCUUGGGCUACUGUUUCUCGGCCUCGCUCCCACCAUUGUUGGCAGCCGCGGCAAUCGAAGCUUUGAAGAUUAUCGACGGAGACCAAGAACUGUUGUCGAAUCUGUCAACAGUUUCCCAACGAGUACACGAUGCAAUUCAAGAGGCAACAAGGGAUUCUGAAUUCAUUCUUCAAGGUGACCCAAACUCUCCUUUGAAGUUCAUCAGGUCAAAAGCCGACGACGAUGCCAAGUUGGACAAUCUCGUUGAUAAGGUAAGAAGCAAGUACAAUUUUUUGUUGACCACUUGCAGUUCAUGGAAAAUGGUAUUGUUGUGACCAGGUCGCGAUUCCUCGAUCAAUCAGAAGCCUUCCCAGUUCCCAAAGGGUAAGUGUUUUUUGCAAUAUAAUAAAUGUUUAAAGAAUCAAAGUAACGUGUAAUGCUGGCUGGAGCAACGACGAAGUCGAGAAAAUCAUAUCAUCUAUCAAAUCCACACUUUGA
Molecule: messenger RNA, 685 nt
Organism: Bursaphelenchus okinawaensis
Lineage: Eukaryota; Metazoa; Nematoda; Chromadorea; Rhabditida; Aphelenchoididae
Source: the annotation of a GenBank genome assembly